Messenger RNA from Calidris pugnax (ruff), 1539 nucleotides. RefSeq names its product cytochrome b5. Gene Ontology annotation, cellular component: intracellular membrane-bounded organelle; mitochondrial outer membrane. Gene Ontology annotation, molecular function: heme binding. NCBI's taxonomy places the organism in Eukaryota, Metazoa, Chordata, Aves, Charadriiformes, Scolopacidae. Bases 89 to 505 code for a protein of 138 amino acids. The transcript is spliced from 5 exons. The record is from RefSeq and is a predicted model, not a curated record.
GCCCCGGUCGGCAUGCGUGCGGGGGAGCGGAGCUAUAGCCGGUGUCGGCGGCGGCGGGGCGGUGAUUGUCAGCGGCGCUGUGGGGGAGAUGGUGGGCUCCAGCGAGGCCGGUACUGAGUCGUGGCGGGGCCGGUACUACCGGCUGGAGGAGGUGCAGAAGCACAACAACAGCCAGAGCACCUGGAUCAUCCUGCACAACCGUAUCUACGAUGUUACCAAGUUCCUGGACGAGCACCCAGGUGGUGAAGAGGUCCUUAGGGAGCAAGCUGGAGGAGAUGCUACGGAGAACUUUGAAGAUGUGGGCCAUUCCACAGAUGCAAGGACAAUGUCAGAAACCUUUAUUGUUGGGGAACUUCAUCCGGAUGAUAGAGGGAAGCUUCAGAAACCAACAGAAACUCUUAUUACCACCACUCAGUCUAAUUCCAGUUCAUGGUCCAACUGGGUGAUCCCGGCAAUAGCAGCAAUUAUUGUGGCCCUGAUGUAUCGUUCCUACAUGUCAGAGUAAGCGCCUUACUGAGAACUAAUGCAAGAAGAGACUGAUCUGGGAGAAAAUAAAAGCAAUCCUAACCCAAUAUGUUUCUGAACAAAAGCCUGAUGUCUGAAGAAAAAUUCAGCUUUUUCAAAAAACUGAACAAUUCUCUUCUGCUGUGCACUUUUCUUAAUGUUGCCUUCUUAUUUGCUGCUCUGAAGUGAUAAAAAGGCAGGAUUUCUCUUUUUGUAUAACAAUUUUAUUCUCUAAUGAGUUAUUUGAUAACUGUAUUGGUUUCUAUUUUAGAAUAUUGUUUUGUAUGUAACACUGAUUCUGGUUAUUUCUCUUUAAUCUGUAAUGGGCUCCAUAGGGCUCUCUUUACAUAUAAAAUUUACAGCUUUAAAUGACUACCAAAACUGUGUACAUGUAUUGGUCCAUGUACACAACUUCACUUAAAUGUAGUAUGUUUGAAUGAAAUGCUAAUUAAACCUAAUGAAAAAAGCUGGGUGGAGUAGGGGGUGCAGGUGCCUGUGAUCAGUUGGGCCCCAUCAAUCAGGCUAUAAUGAGCUGAUUAUUUUUUUUCUUCCAUCUUAUAUCUGCUCUUAUAGUUGUUGUAGAUACUCCUACUAGCAAACUAUUCUGUUUGGCUGCCAUUGAAAAAUUCAGGCAAAAUAUGAAACCCAGUGUUUGGCCGAAUUAGGUCUGUCUUCAUUUGUGAAAAGUAGCUCUUUUUUGCAAAAAAGAAAGGCAGAAAAAAGUGCUAUGUAAGUACCACUACAGGUAAUGUAACUGCUACUAAAUAAUACUGUUCCUUCCAAGCACUCAGGUGACUCUAGAAUUUGUUCUGGAAAUUUUAGACUUUUAUAAAAUAUUUGUCAAUACAUCGUGAGGGGGAAAAGCUGAUGUAUGGAAUCAGUUUCUGACUGUUCUGUGAUGUGCUCCUUGGUGCUUUACUAUGAAGAGAUCACUAUUUUCACUGCUAAAUAUGAGAGAACUGAAAGUUUGCAUUUUUGUGGUGAACAUUUUUAGUCAUAUGUAAAUGAUCAUGAAUAAAAGUUUAAUUGCUUACU